UUUGAAUCUUAAAAAGAUACGCCCAAAAGCAUCGUGAAACAAAAGUUUUACAAUUGAUUCAUUAUGUAUCUUUGACGUUACCGUUUUUAGAAUUUGGAAUAUUUCAUUGUUUUAACGUUCAAUUGUUGUCGCAAACGUAUCUAGUUGAAAAUUUUGAAUCCAUUGUCGUGAAUGAUAAAAUAUUGAUACAUAUAUAUAUAAAAUUAUUGUUGCACGCGUGAUGCGACAGAUAAUGUUGAGAUUGAUGAUAAACCAAUCGAAGCUAACACGAGUCGAGUAAUAAUGAGUGUAAUUCGCCGUAUAAAUGUCGACUUGUAUCGACAAUCUCAGGCACAAUCUCGAAGCAACAUCGCGACGAAAGAACGCGUAAUUUAUGUGGAGGCGGUGAUGAUGCGAGGAAAUGAUGCGACGGCUUGGCGCGACUCCUCGAGAGUAGUAUAGCGAUAGUGAAUAAGAGUGCGGAUCGUAAGAGGCUAUUCGCUGUGGAAGCGGGAAAAGCCCGCGCGAACGAGGUUUACGCGCGCAUAUUUCCCGCGUGAUCGACGAUGGUCGACGAUGGUCGACGAUGGUCGACGAUGGUUGACGACGGUCGACAGCCGCGAGCGCGGUACGAUAUGUACAGUCUGUCAAUACGUGUGGCUGGACCGCGCGUGUGUGCGUAGGACGGAUCAGCUGAGCGCCAGCUGUGCCGCGCGUCUCGGCCAAUCGGCAACGCGGAGAGCGGCGCGGCGUGGCGCCCAUAGCUCCGGCGUUCCCGCGAAACGCCAAUUCACAUCGUCAGGCGCGCCAGUUUGUUUCGCGCGGCAGAAACUCGUCCGCGUACUCGCGUACUUCCGAGUUCCGCGAUCGUUCCGCGAGUGUGUGGUCACCGCGUUAGCUCGCGCGUUUCCCGUCCAGCCGAGGCCCAUGGUGGAUACCUGCGAAGAGAUUGGCAACGUGGAACGCGAGCAGGAAAGCAACGGCGCGUGAGCAACGCGUAGCUGCAUGGCCUCGAGGCGGGCUUUCGCACAUCUUCCGUUUACCGCGCGCGCGCGUAAACCUCUCGAUUCGACGCGGUCCAAUCUUCGAGGCAUCCAGGACAUCGCACGAGACACGCAUCUACCUGUCCGGACGUUGAUCGCACUGCACUUUGAAGGAUAACUCGCUUCGGACGAGCCAAUCGAACGCGCGCGGUUCCUCGCGGAAGGACGCUGAUCUCGGAGUCGCUUUUUGGAGGAGAGAAAUAUAUCGGAAUCCACUUGCCGAAGAAAGGGUAACCAAGAGUCCGAGUCGCGUAACGGUGUCACACGUCGAAUGUGCCAUGAAAUUUUCCCAAAUUUGCCCCUUUUUUGAGGUUAUAUACGGCAUAUAGAGGGCGUUACAGGGCGUACAGGGGUUGGUCGUCGUUUCGCGCGCUAGUCUCCCGCGCUUCCACAUCCACGUUCCCUAUUUUUCUUGGAAUAUUCUUUAUUCGCUACCGAUUCACGGCCCGUAAAUAGCUCACGAGAGAGACAGAUAAAUUUUCCGAUCAGAAAAAUUGACACCGAUUGAAAAUUAGGAGUCGAUACGUCGAAUCAACGACGGUCAGGAGUACGUGCAUUAUGGCGAUCAACGGCGUGUAGGCUUCGCGCGCUCCUCCGCUUUUCCUUUCUUUUUCUCAGGAAAAUCAUUACGCUCGGAUCGUGAAAAUUGAGCGAACGUUCGUUCCAAAGAUCUCCGCCAUCUAAUACAUUUGGAAAAAAAUUAUUCCGACGGCAAAUAUUUUCUGUACACGUUGGCAAUCCCGCAGCAAGAUGCCACAGAGCAGUUUGCAGGAAAAAAAAUCACAAACUUAUUUGCAAGGAGGCAAGGCACAGUCUGUAAAACGUAAGAGACGUGCGACGGAACUCUCGGAAGAUUCAGAAAACAUAUAUCCACCUAGUAAAGUACCCGUACUGACUCAUGUUUCCUAUGUGGAAUCCUGUCAUACUACACAUUCGGUAGACGCCACAUGCACUCUCCAGCAUCAAACGUCUCCAUUAAAAGAACAGCAAGAGCCGGCAACAUGGUCGGAAUUACGAAUUGCAACUUGCUUUUUAACACCUUCAACCUCCAACAGUACAGCUGUUAGACCUAGUCCAUUACCGUCUCUCCCAUGGGCCGAUGGCUCCCAAGUAUGGUCCAUCAUGUGUCUUGGAGAUCAGAAAACACUAAUUCAGAGGGAUCCAGAAAUGUUCCAAAGGCAUCCAACAUUACAGCCACGGAUGAGAGCAAUUUUAUUGGAUUGGUUGAUUGAAGUCUGUGAAGUGUAUAAAUUACACAGAGAAACAUAUUAUCUCGCUAUGGACUAUCUAGACAGAUAUUUGUCUAUUCAUCAUGACGUACCUAAAAAUCAAUUGCAACUUAUAGGAAUAACUUGUCUUUUUAUCGCUUCUAAGGUUGAAGAAAUAUAUCCACCUAAAAUCGCAGAGUUUGCAUAUGUCACUGAUGGAGCUUGUACGGAAGAAGAAAUUUUGGGAAAGGAGUUGAUGAUAUUGAAAGGACUUGGAUGGAAUCUAUCCCCGAUAACUGCUCCAGGAUGGCUCAAUAUUUACAUGCAGAUCGAAUCAGGCGAUUCAUCUAGACCAAACGCUUUUAUAUAUCCACAAUACGGUGGAUUACAAUAUUCUCAAGCAGCUCAACUAUUAGAUCUAGCAACUUUGGACGAAGGCUGUUUAAAGUUUCCAUAUAGUCACAUAGCUGCAGCAGCAAUUUACCAUACUCAAGGAAGGGAAUGCGCAUUAAGAGUAUCUCGACUAUCAUGGGACCAACUUGCUCCAUGUGUCAAAUGGAUAACACCAUUUGCUACCACUGUCGCAGAAGAGGAAUCCCAGUCUCUUUUAAGAUCUACGAUCCCACCCGUGGAAUCCAAUUCUGGUUCCGGACUGAAGGCCACUGUACCUAACAUUGUUGUGGACGAAUCGCAUCGCAUACAAACUCAUGUGGUUGAUUUGGAUAUGUUGGAAAAAGCGCAGCAACGAUUAGCUAGAGAAAUUCCGAGCGGUUAUAUGAACGAUUCGGACACAAAUGUUGACUCUGACAGACAGAGUCCGAAUGAGAGUGGCCUUUUAACGCCACCAUCUAGUAAUCAAAAAAAUUCUCCGUUAUCAACAUGCCCUACACCACAGUUACAUCCUUAUACAUAAUUAAAUAUUUACAAACAUUUCUCGUACAUUACAUAUGGUAAAUUAUUAUAUUUACUUUCUAAUCGUGUGAAUUACAUCACGAUAGUUUUUUAUAGAAGCAUGAGAUAUACUUUAUGGAAAAGGCAGAUAUGGAGAAAUGCUGAUAACAUUGAAUGUUAUUGUACAUAAUCUUCUGAUACUUCCUAAUCGCAUCCUUGGAUAAGAACAAUACUUUAGAUAUAACAAUAAGAUAUUUAGUAUGAGAUAUCAAACUUUUUCAAAUAAUAAUUCAUAACACAUGUAGCACAAUUAAUUCACAUCACUUAUUUUAUUACAGACAAUUGAAAAAGUGUCUUUAUAAACCCGUGUUGUUUAUAAAUGCUUCUCAAAACACAUUUAUGAUUUUAAAUAGCAGUCAUACAUGACUGCUUUCUGUGAUUAUGUCCAAACAGUGAAAUUUCACAUUGUUAUAAACAAAUCAGAUUUAACUUGUCUUUACUUUAUGAGCAUUAUAAAUAUAAGAAAAAAAUAUUAGUGCCUGUGCAACACAAGUGUCUUUAAAUAAUUAUUUCUAUCUGUUUUUUGAAAGAAAGAGAGCAUUGUGAAUAGUAUUCUUUUAUAUAGCUUUAUUGUAAUACAAUGUAUUACGAUAGUGCAUUACCUAGCUGGAUGAAUGCAUUUUUAUUAUGUAUAUGUAUAUUAUGAAAUUCUAUUAUAAAAACAAAGUCUUUAUAUUCUCUUUAUAUUCUAAAUGGAAAAUGAAUGGUGAGAGAGAAAUGAAUGAAAGAAACGAGUAUGACUGCUAAAUAAAACAAAUAAAAAAAAAGACUAAUAAUCUUUAAUAAAUAAGCAUUAAAACUUUGUGGUGAAUUUGCACUGCCUGAUAUGUAGUAAGGCGGCGGUUUAUAUAUAUAUAUAUUUGUAUGAGUUUGACAAUAAAUAUUUUGCAAACUUA
This is a messenger RNA of Pogonomyrmex barbatus (red harvester ant), 4077 nucleotides long. It is a transcript of the gene CycE, whose product is annotated as cyclin E. The record is from RefSeq and is a predicted model, not a curated record. NCBI's taxonomy places the organism in Eukaryota, Metazoa, Arthropoda, Insecta, Hymenoptera, Formicidae.